CCAUCUGCCUCUCCGACAGCUCAUCCCGGUGUUUUGGUCGUGAUUUGGCGUUUCGGCACGGCGGCAGACGGCCAGAUCCCCUCUCCAGGACCACCUCAGCCCCGCACACCGGCGCGUGUCCACUUUCCGCGUGAUUUUUACGCGUGAAUGACGCGUGUUUUCGACGCUCUGGUGACCGCCGCACCUCCGCGUGAAUGGGAUCCCUAUAGUCGUCUCUUCCUGUCGCACCGACUUGUCUUCCGCACCAAUCCCCAAUUUCUUUCUUUUUGGUCUUCUUCUUUGUCUUUUUUUUUUUUUAAGUGUCGGGAUCUGCGAUCUUUGCGCGCGUGUGACCUUUUUUGUGAAUGAUUUGAUGAGACGUCCCGCUGUCUGAUCGAUCACCGCACAGCUCCAGCAGCCUGAUUCAGGGCUUUGGCUAUGGGGGGAUCCAAGAGCAAGCCCAAGGAUGGCGGCCAUCGAACCCGCAGCCCCGAUGUGCACCUUGGCUCUGGGGGAGAGGCGGGCAGCCACCACCUCGGCGCCCCCCAGCAGUCGCUGACACCCAACCGGAGCCCGGCUGUGGACGUGGGUCUCGGAGGGAACCAGUCCAUGGGCAACAACGCCGAGCUGUCGUUGUUCGGAGGCGUGGACAACAACAGCGUCGUCACCUCCCCGAACAGGAUGACGAUCGCAGGCGGCGUGACGACCUUUGUGGCUCUGUAUGACUACGAGUCCCGGACGGCCUCAGAUCUCUCCUUCAGGAAGGGCGAACGCCUCCAGAUAGUAAACAACACGAGGAAGGUGAACUACAGAGAAGGGGACUGGUGGCUGGCGCGCUCCCUGACCACUGGAAAAAGCGGUUAUAUCCCCAGCAAUUAUGUGGCUCCAUCUGACUCCAUCCAAGCAGAAGAUCACCUCACACUGACUGUAGAGUCCAGGUGGUACUUCGGCAAAAUCACACGGCGUGACUCAGAGAGGCUGCUGCUGAGCCUAGAGAACAGGAGGGGGACUUUCCUGGUGAGAGAGAGCGAAACCACCAAAGGUGCCUACUGUCUCUCCGUGUUGGACUAUGACAACACCAAAGGCCUGAACGUGAAGCACUAUAAGAUCAGGAAGCUGGACAGCGGAGGCUUCUACAUCACGUCACGCACGCAGUUCGGCACCCUGCAGCAGCUCGUCAACCAUUAUCGCAAGCACGCUGACGGACUGUGUCACAGUCUGACCGAGAUCUGCCCCGUGCUGAAGCCGCAGACUCAGGGCUUAGCCAAGGACGCCUGGGAGAUCCCCAGAGAGUCGCUGCGGCUCGACCUGAAGCUGGGGCAGGGCUGCUUUGGAGAAGUCUGGAUGGGAACGUGGAACGGUACAACGCGCGUUGCCAUAAAGACCCUGAAGCCGGGCACCAUGUCCCCCGAAGCCUUCCUGGAGGAGGCUCAGGUCAUGAAGAAGCUGAGGCACGAGAAGCUGGUUCAGCUGUACGCCGUGGUGUCCGAGGAGCCCAUCUACAUCGUGACUGAGUACAUGGGGCAAGGCAGCUUACUAGACUUCCUGAAAGGAGACAUGGGGAAGAUGCUCCGGCUGCCUCAGCUGGUGGACAUGGCCUCACAGAUUGCCUCUGGGAUGGCCUACGUGGAGAGGAUGAACUACGUGCACAGAGAUCUCCGAGCUGCUAACAUCCUGGUGGGAGAUAACCUGGUUUGCAAAGUGGCGGAUUUCGGUCUGGCUCGCCUCAUUGAGGAUAAUGAAUAUACUGCCCGGCAAGGGGCAAAGUUCCCCAUCAAGUGGACGGCUCCUGAAGCUGCGCUGUACGGCCGCUUCACCAUUAAAUCCGAUGUCUGGUCGUUUGGGAUCCUGCUAACGGAACUGGCCACCAAAGGCCGAGUGCCCUAUCCAGGGAUGGUGAACCGGGAGGUGCUGGACCAGGUGGAGCGCGGUUACAGGAUGCCGUGCCCAGCGGAGUGCCCCGAUUCCCUUCACGAGCUGAUGCUGACCUGCUGGAGGAAGGAACCCGAAGAGAGGCCCACCUUUGAGUACCUGCAGGGCUUCCUGGAGGAUUACUUCACCUCUACGGAGCCUCAGUACCAGCCGGGAGAGAACCUGUAACGACGUUUAUGUGCAUGCAGAGUCAGGAAGUGCAACAGCGACAUAACGGGGCAUGUGGAUCUGCUUCACGGCGCAUGGAAAAAUGUGCAGGAGCAGUGUGUUUUGUUUUCAUCCUGGGUACAAUCAGUGGGACAUUGAACCAAUCAGCAAAAUGCAGUCUUUCCAAAGUCAUGAUCAUUUCCUCCGAUGGACAAUUUUCAAGUGUUUUGGCUUCUUAUGCAUAACUUGAACAGGUACAAACCUUUUCUACCUUCCAUUUCUUUGUAAAGCGUCCGGUUACCUUCAUGCAUCCUUCCUGUGGUACUUCACCCCGUCUGCUGCACACCGGUACAAAAUACCGGAAUGAAUCUUGGAUACAAGUAUUUUCCUGCUGAAAAGACUUCUACAGGAUGUCUAUUUUUACUACUUUGAAAAAUAUUUACCCAAACUGUCUUCCAUAUUUCCCCUUUGAGAAGCAACUAUUUGGGACGGAUAGCAACUUCUUUGGAUAUUUCAGAUUGAACAUUUUCUUAUUACACCUGGAUCAACUGGAAAAAAAAAAUAAAUCACGCUUAUAUUUUAUAACUGUGCUUCCCUUGUGCAACACAAAGGCUAGUUUCCCAGCUGCUUGUGAGCAUCUGUACGAGACUGCGGACUCCUGGCGUCAUGUGCAGUCUGGAGUUCUUGGUUUUUGCCGUGAUCAGCUCAACACAAAGAAAAGAAGAGGCAGAGUCUGCCUGUCUAUUUUCUAUUUGUGACUUUUCGUACUAUAGACAAACGGCUACUGAUCACUAACGGUCUUCUCAGGAUGGCGUGGACAAGAAUUCUGCUGCUAGGAUUUUUGUGCCAAUGAAAAUAUCUUUCUUUCUUUUUUUUUUUUACUGUCUUUUACUGUGUGAAAAUGGAUUUUAAUACUCCAAACUUUUCUUAUGAGUCAAAGAAAGAGAGGCUCUGCGCCUGUGUACAGUAUCGACCGGUCUUCUUUGGUCUUCUGCUGAUUCUUUUCCAGGCACUCAAAUUAAAAUCAGGUGACUCUUCCUUUUAUCUUUGCUUUCAGCUCUGACCUUCAUUGAUGUGAAGAAUUUGAUUAAUCCAGCAUUGACAUUUCACUAAUUUGUGCAUCUUUUGAAGCACAACCUUACACUGGAGAUAAUUGCAUUAGGGACUCUGUGCUUUAUGCGGGGCGUGCCUCUCUCGGGCCUUCAGGGGUCAAACCACAAGGCUUUCCCAUCAGCACAUAGGCAUGUACAGCAAAACGACAACCACCACAAAAAUUGGCAUAUUGACAAGUAAUUGUAAAUAUCCUCAGUGCUAAUAUUUUGUAUAUAUAUCUUCAUAAUUUAUUCCUUUGAAAAUAACCCAUUUGUUUAUUUUGCCAUCAAUGUUCAGACAUCUUCAUGGUACUUUUUAUGGAUUGAGUCAAAC
Molecule: messenger RNA, 3483 nt
Organism: Salarias fasciatus (jewelled blenny)
Lineage: Eukaryota; Metazoa; Chordata; Actinopteri; Blenniiformes; Blenniidae
Gene: src
Product: v-src avian sarcoma (Schmidt-Ruppin A-2) viral oncogene homolog
Exons: 14
Coding region: 418-2079 (553 amino acids)
Biological process (GO): protein phosphorylation
Molecular function (GO): protein tyrosine kinase activity; ATP binding; protein binding
Source: RefSeq, a predicted model, not a curated record